AUUAGGAUAUACAAUUAUGUCAUUCCCAUGUGCAAAUACAUGAAUGGACAGCAUCAUGAUCUUCACCUAUAUAAAAUGACAACAAAUACAAAUCUGCUUCAAUCACUCUUCACCAUGAAGUUCCCUUCCACUGAGUUUUCCACUGGAAAGAGCACCAACAGAAAGCUACUCCUGCUGUCCCUUUCUCUGAUUUUUCUCACCAUAAUCCCUCUCUUUCUGUUGAAGAAUCUGCGGCGGCCGCCUCUAGUAGCAUCUCCGACUGUUGAUAUCAGUGAUUUGAUAAGCAGAGAAAGAGUGAAGGAAUGUGAUAUUUUUGCUGGGAAGUGGGUGUCUUAUCCCAGAGGGCCUGCUUACUACACUAGUUCGACUUGCAAUUUGAUCAUUGACCAGCAGAACUGCAUGAAGUUUGGGAGACCUGAUACAGACUUCAUGAAAUGGAGAUGGAGACCAGAGGAAUGCGAGCUACCUUUCUUUAAUGCAGGGCAGUUCUUGGAGCUUGUUAGAGGGAAAUCAAUGGCUUUCGUUGGUGAUUCUGUGGGAAGGAACCAAAUGCAAUCAUUAUUGUGUCUUUUAGCCAGUGUGGCCCAUCCUGAGGAUGUUUCUCACAUAUAUGCAACAGACACAACAUAUUUCAGAUACUGGUUCUACUCUGAUUACAAGUUUACCUUAGCGACUCUGUGGUCACCUUUCUUGGUUAAAUCCUGCGAUGCAGACCCGAAUGGUCAUUCCCUCAACAGCCUGAUGAAUCUUUACUUAGACCAAGCUGAUGAAGCAUGGGCAAAUCAGGUUGAAAAUUUCGAUUAUGUGAUCAUCUCAGCUGGGCAGUGGUUCUUCCGCCCUCUGAUAUACUACAUGAAUGGUCAGAUUGUGGGUUGUCACAACUGCUACAACGAAAACAUUACUUCUGUGACUAAGUACUACGGGUUCAGGAUGGCUUUCAGGACUGCUUUUAAAACACUUCAAAGCUUAAAAGGGUACAAAGGAAUUACAUUUCUAAGGACAUUUUCUCCAUCACAUUUUGAGAAUGGGGAGUGGAAUGCAGGAGGGCAUUGUGCAAGAACAAGGCCUUUCACCAGUGAAGAAAUGAAAUUGGAUGGAUACACCUUAGAAUUCUACUUGACACAAGUUGAGGAACUAAGGAAAGCAGAGAGAGAAGGUAAAAAGAGAGGUCCAAAAUUUAGGCUGCUAGCUACUACUGAAGCAAUGGUGCUAAGGCCAGAUGGGCAUCCAAACUAUUAUGGGCAUUCUCCACAUCGGAAUAUGACCAUUGCUGACUGUGUUCAUUGGUGCUUGCCAGGCCCCAUUGACACAUGGAACGAGUUUCUGCUUUAUAUGAUGAAGAGGGAAGCUCAGAGAUCUUUUCUUUCAAAGCUGCAGAGAAAUGCUUAACGUUUAUAUAAAUACAUACAUUGUUAUUUAUUAUUUGUUGUGAACGAUAUUGAGUAUUUUUGUACUGUAACGAUUUGUUAUUUAUACGUAAUUAAAAGCUGAGAGGUUCUGAGAA
Ricinus communis (castor bean) is the source of this 1504-nucleotide messenger RNA. RefSeq names its product protein trichome birefringence-like 19. Bases 28 to 1389 code for a protein of 453 amino acids. Gene Ontology annotation, molecular function: O-acetyltransferase activity. Gene Ontology annotation, cellular component: Golgi apparatus. The transcript is spliced from 2 exons. The record is from RefSeq and is a predicted model, not a curated record. NCBI's taxonomy places the organism in Eukaryota, Viridiplantae, Streptophyta, Magnoliopsida, Malpighiales, Euphorbiaceae.